AUGCAACAAUUGCUCAAGUUGGUUGAAGAAUCAGGUUAUGUUUACUGGAGUAGGAAAAAGGACGAGUCAGAAGUUGUGAGAGAUAUUUUUUGGGCUCAUCCAGAAUCAGUGAAGCUGUUGAAUAUGUUUCCUAUUGUAUUGAUUAUGGACUGCACAUACAAAACAAACAAGUAUAGGCAACAGUUGUUUGAAAUAGUUGGUAUGACAUCAACUAAAUCAACAUUUGCUGUUGCAUUUGCCUAUAUGGAAUCUGAGCAGACAGAGACUUUUUGUUGGUUUCACAUCAACAAAAACGUGAAAUCAAAGUGUAAGGAACAUGUUGUGAAUGAUAUGCGAGAAACAAUGGAGAAAAUAUGGUUUGAACUUACAAGGGCUAGUGAUGAGAUGGAGUACCAUCAAAGGUUGAAACAACUUGAGGAUGCAUGUGUUGACUCCAAAGGUUUUAUUGAUUAUGUGAAUGACACAUGGUUGACACCGCACAUACAUCGAUUUUUCGAAGAAUGGAUCAAUCAAGUGUUACAUUUGGGCAACACCACAACAAAUAGGGUGGAGUAUGCGCAUUGGAAACUUAAGCAAAUGUUAGAGAAUAGCUUAGGUGAUUUAUGCAAAUGUUGGGAGGCUAUGAAUGACAAUAUCAAGAUACAAGUGGGCAACAUUAGAGCUUCAUUUCAGAAGAGUUUUUAUGAAGUUGAGCAUGCACACACUAGUCCUUUUUAUUCAAAUUUGUGUGGUUUAGUAUCAAGAGCUGCAUUGAGGCAGGUUGCUGAAGAGUGGUUGAGGAUUGACAUGGUAGGUACCGAUAUGCAAAAGUGCGGAUGUACUCAUAGAAAAGUAUAUGGGUUGCCAUGUGCUUGUGAGUUAGGGAUAUAUACAUUGAGUGGUGAUGCGAUACCAAUUGAGGCUAUUCCUAUUCAUUGGAGAAAACUAAGUAUGGAAGGAAAUCAAGAUGUAGAUGCAGAUGAUUGA
This is a messenger RNA of Vicia villosa (hairy vetch), 966 nucleotides long. RefSeq lists its product as uncharacterized. The coding region runs from base 1 to 966 and encodes 321 amino acids. The record is from RefSeq and is a predicted model, not a curated record. Lineage: Eukaryota; Viridiplantae; Streptophyta; Magnoliopsida; Fabales; Fabaceae. The transcript has 3 exons.